AUGGCCAAAGAUGCUCAGGCCUCUGGGGAGGAUUUUGGAAAGUCUAUUCUCAGACUUGGUCGAGAAAGUCACUCGGAGGCCUACCAGAGUGUGCUCACCAAGCGCAAAGCAGCCUUGAUGCUGGAUUGGAACUCAGAUUACAAGGUGGACUUGAAGAGCUCUUACUUGAAGAGCUUUUGGACAUUUUUGCACGGCAUAGAGCCCUUGGAGGUGCGAAAACACACCAAGCAUAUCAUGGCGAUGAGAGAUCUCUUUUGUCUUCGAGUGACCUUAAGCAGUUUGACACUUUUGACCACUUUUGCCAAAGAGCAGGAGAUUGCAUGCCCAGAUGGCAAGGAUUGCACCAAGCGACGCUUGGAGUUGGACUCAUGGUUUCGAAUCGGCUUCGACAACAUGCAGUGCUACACCCCUGGAGAUCUCGAUAUCCUGAAAGUGGAAUCGCAAAGUGACUGCCGAGCAGAAGCCGAAAAGGUGGGCUGGGAAUUUUACCAGUACAACGAAGAAAAGAAAGAAUGCUGCCUCACAGACAACUGUGACAAGGAUUUAAUGGUGGAGGCGAGCGGCUGGGAAAGCUGGGGAAAGAAUUGGUGUGUGAGAUGUGACGAGUCUAUUUGGGUCCCGAAACGCAAGCUGAAGAGCUGUUGCGAGGCACGAUGCUGGCAACAUUACUGGUGGACACCCUGGGGUGCUACAGUCGAUUGCGGAGGAGGCAACUUGACCAUCUCAAUAAGUCAGGCAGAAGCAGAAGCCAAAGCUGCCUAG
This is a messenger RNA of Cladocopium goreaui, 762 nucleotides long. The record is from the annotation of a GenBank genome assembly. Lineage: Eukaryota; Dinophyceae; Suessiales; Symbiodiniaceae.